Molecule: messenger RNA, 2709 nt
Organism: Heterocephalus glaber (naked mole-rat)
Lineage: Eukaryota; Metazoa; Chordata; Mammalia; Rodentia; Bathyergidae
Gene: Klhl38
Product: kelch like family member 38
Molecular function (GO): protein binding
Source: RefSeq, a predicted model, not a curated record
UAUUCUUAGCCCUGGAAUGUAUACACUGUCUCCCUGCCCAGCGGCCCCUGCACAGAGCUCUAGAAAACUGUGACAAUGCCUUCAGCAUAAACAAAUUGAGAACUCUCCCAGGACAAGUCAUUUUCAACCGAAGGAAAGGCCUGGGGUUUAUGGUUUCACUCAGAGCUAGAGGUGGAAACUUUCUGGGAGAACAAGACAGCCCGGGCAUCAGUGGAUGUCACCGCAGCAAAGCAAGGAUGGAUGAGGUGUUGCCAGAUGGGCUGCUCUUCAAAGACCACAACUUCUGCUCCGACCUGUUGAGGCAGCUCAACGGCUUAAGACAAAGCAGGAUCCUGACUGACGUGUGCAUCUGUGCAGGCAGCUGGGAGAUUCCCUGCCACCGCAACGUGCUGGCCUCCAGCAGCCCUUACUUCCGGGCCAUGUUCUGCAGCAACUUCCGGGAGAGCAGUGAGGCCAAAGUGCAGCUGAAAGGCAUUGCCUCGCUGGCCCUGGAGCAGGUGGUGGCCUACGUGUACACGGGGGAGGCACAUAUCACAGCUGGAAACGUCCUCCCCCUGAUGGAGGCAGCCUCCAUGCUGCAGUACCCCAGGCUCUUCGAGGCCUGCUCCUCAUACCUGCAGGGCCAGCUGGCCCCCAGCAAUUGCCUGGGCAUGAUCAGACUCUCAGAAGUGCUAAGCUGCGAGACCCUCAAGAGGAAAGCCACGGAGGUGGCCCUGACAUGCUUCCCAGAGGUGGCCGCGUCAGCUGACCUGAAGGAGCUGCGCGCUUUGGAGUUGAGAGACUACUUGGGAGAUGAUGGCCUCUGUGGGGAGGAGGAGAAGGUGUUUGAGGCCCUCAUGGCUUGGGUCCGACAUGACCUCCAGGCCCGGAAGCGCUACCUGCAGGAACUUCUGCAGCAGGUCCGGCUUCAGUACAUCCACCCAGCCUUCUUCCAUCACUUCAUGGCCGGUGACACCCUCCUUCAGUCCUCACCUGCCUGCCGGGACUUCCUGGAAGCAGCCCGGAGGCAUGUGUUCUCUGCGUGUGGUGCCAGUGCCCCAGACUGCAGACCCUUGUGGCACGGCCCUCCCAGGAGCUCCUACCAAGACUUCCUGGUCCUCGUGGGUGGGAGGAAGGACAAUCAGCAGACCACCAGGGACGUGCUGCUCUACAGUACCCGGACCGGCGAAUGGCACAGCCUGGCACAGCUCCCCGCCCGGCUGUACAAGGCCUCGGCAGUGGCCCUGCACCGCAGCAUCUACGUGCUGGGUGGCAUGGCUGUCAGUGCAGGCCACAGUCCCGUCAGUCGCGCUGUCUACAUCUUCUCCUUGAAGCUCAACCGGUGGCACAUGGGAGAGCCCCUGCUGGCAGCCCGGUACUCCCACAGCAGCGCCACCCACAGGAACUUUAUCUUCGCCAUUGGGGGCCUCGGGGACAGGCAGGAGCUCCUGGGCUCCAUGGAGAGAUACGACAGCGUCCACAAUGUCUGGGAGAGAGUGGCCAGCAUGCCUGUGGGGGUGCUGCACCCCGCUGUGGCCGUGAAGGACCAAAGGCUCUACCUUUUUGGGGGAGAGGACACCAUGCAGAGCCCUGUGCGCCUUAUCCAGGUUUACCACCUUUCCAGAAACUCGUGGUUCAAGAUGGAGACGAGGAUGGUGAAGAACGUGUGCGGCCCGGCGGCCUUGCUUGGGGAGCGGAUCGUCAUCGUGGGAGGUUACACACGUAGGAUCCUUGCUUAUGACCCUCAGUCCAACAAAUUUGUCAAAUGUGCGGACAUGAAAGACCGGCGGAUGCACCACGGAGCCGCGGUGAUGGGGAACAAGCUAUACGUGACGGGCGGGCGGAGGCUGACCACGGACUGCAGCAUAGAGGACUCGGCCUCCUUUGACUGCUACGACCCCCAGACGGACACCUGGACAUCGCAGGGCCAGCUGCCGCACACGCUCUUUGACCAUGCCUGCCUGACUCUCCAGUGUGUGCCCUCCGUGUCCACCCACUCAUGAGGUCCACAAGACUUGUCCCAAUCAGAGGCUUCCUGUUCCACGGGACAGAAACUCAGCUCCAGAGAGGAUGCAGGGACGCUCACAGGUCUGAGGUGCCAGAGCCCAGGAACCUGGGAUUCGGCGGCCAGGACUCUGCCACUCUCUGCCUCCUCUCUGGCAGGCUUCCUCCUACACUGAGCUUCUUUGUCUAAAGAAUGUGAGGACAAUGACAACUGGUAAACCCUAAGCCACAGUCUCGAGCUGUGCACCUUCCUGGAGAGAACUCUGUUCUACUAUUACCCACAGAUUGAUCUCCAGGCCCUUUUUGUCUUUCAUGCUUUCUUCCUGAGUCAGUCACUAUUGACCAGCAAUGGGCUACCAUUACUGGCUAACCCUGGAUCGUGUCCUGAGGGCAGGGCUGGGGUUGGCUCUUUCGAUUGCCAGCCCACCCAAACUGCAAGUUGGCCGGAAACCCUUCCCCAGAGGAAGAAAUUCUGGGCUGAUAAAAACACAUCUGCCCAGAACACCAUUGAAAUCUGAAACAAGGGGAUUGAGGGAUCCUAGAGGGCCCCGGACGUGGUUGGUCCAGGGGGCAGUGUGGAACUCUGCCAUAACUGCGUUUCUCUGCCAUCUAUGGAUGUAAUACAUUGAAAUUCCAAAGAAGUACUGGAAUUUGGUAUCCAGUGUUUGCAAAAUUAUCUUGCACUGCAAGAUACAAAAACAGAAUAAAGUUUGUUUCUGGUGCCAA